UGUUUCUUUCGGACGCGUCCGACAUACUGAGAACCGAUUAGCUGUUGAUACUGCGCAUGCGUGAACCUUCAAAGGAAAUUAUACAUAUUGGGAUAUGCAUUUGUCUAUUGUGUAGCCUAUUUUUUUUGAUUGGCUGAUAAGUGGCGGGAGAGCGUGACAAAAGACCGACAUGAGUGACACUCUCAAUGCGUGACACUUGAGAGCUCUGAGGUCCAUUAAGACAUUAAGGUUAUGAAGAGAUAAGGUGGACUAAAGUUUCUUGUUUUGGUCAGCAUCAUCAUCACUACUUAAUCCGAGCCUCCAAUACCGGAAGCAGAAAUCAGACUCCUUUAGAUCUCUGUUGAUGGACUUUUCGACCUCCAUAAACGCGCCCGUCAAGUCUGCCGAGGGCGGAAGGCGUCCUGCGGCACAAAUUAUAACACCCUACAUAGUGCACCUAUAAAGGGAGGCUUAUUUUCGCUGACGUCACAUAGCCACAUCACCAACCCGGAAGUGAGACCUGAGCUUUACAGCAACUGACCAACCAUGGCACAGUUUGAGAAAGUAUCCCAGAAAUCUGCUUGCCAUCCCAAACCAAACGGACUGACUUUGCAGUACGGUACAGCAGGGUUUCGCACCACUGCAAAUCAUUUGGAUCACGUGAUGUUCCGCAUGGGUUUGUUGGCCACGCUGAGGUCCAAAAAAACCAAGUCCACCAUUGGUGUCAUGGUCACUGCCUCUCACAAUCCAGAGGAGGACAACGGUGUGAAGCUGAUUGACCCAAUGGGGGAGAUGGUGACUCCAGCUUGGGAAGGCUAUGCCACUGUGCUGGCUAAUGCAGAUCAGGAAGAUUUGUGCAGUGUACUUGGUGAUAUCAUUGGGAAAGAAUCCAUCGACAUGAGCGAGGCCGCAAACGUCGUCACUGGCCGUGACACUAGGCCAAGCAGCGAGAACCUGUCCCGGGCCGUGUUGGAUGGGGUUUCCUGUUUACAAGGCCAUAGUCAUGACUACGGCCUGGUGACCACACCUCAGCUGCAUUACAUGGUUCUAUGUCGCAACACCAAUGGCCGCUACGGUACCGCUACAAUACAAGGAUAUUAUGAGAAACUCUCCAAGGCUUUCAUUGAGCUCACAAAGAAUGCCCCGAAACGCACGGAUGACCAGAAGAGGCUGCUGGUGGAUGGGGCCAAUGGGAUCGGAGCAUUAAAGAUACGAGAAAUAGAGGUGUUUCUCAAGUCCGAGCUGCUGGUGGAGCUCUUUAAUGACGGCAGCAGCGGCAGACUUAACUAUCUGUGUGGAGCUGAUUAUGUGAAAGUUCAGCAGAAACCUCCACAAGGUAUGGAUAUGACGGCGGGUCAGCGCUGCUGCUCCUUUGACGGUGAUGCUGAUCGCAUCGUUUACUAUUACAAGGACUCUGCUGGACACUUCCAUCUUUUGGACGGAGAUAAAAUUGCUACUCUCAUUAGCACAUACCUCAAGGAGCUUUUGACACAGGCAGGGCUGAAUCUGCAGGUUGCUGUGGUUCAGACAGCGUAUGCCAAUGGAAGCUCUACACAGUACCUUGAAAACGUCAUGAAGGUUUCAGUGUGCUGCACGAAGACAGGAGUGAAGCAUCUCCAUCACGCCGCUCAGGAAUUCGACGUCGGAGUUUAUUUUGAAGCCAACGGCCAUGGAACGGUUCUGUUCAGUAAAAAGGCAGAGGAGAAGAUCCAGCAGCUAGCCAAAGACCCGAACGCAAGCGAUGAGCAGAAACAUGCAGCAAAGCUUCUGGAGAACACUGUGAACCUCAUCAACCAGGCUACAGGUGAUGCCAUUUCAGAUAUGCUGCUGAUUGAAGCAGUGUUGGCUAUCAGAGGGAUAACUGUUCAGGAUUGGGAUGCCAUAUACUCAGACCUGCCCAAUCGCCAGCUCAAAGUCAAGGUAGCGGACAGGCGUGUGAUAGACACAACAGAUGCAGAGCGUAAGGCAGUAACACCAGCAGGACUACAAGAGUCCAUAGAUGCUCUGGUCAAGAAGUACAAACAAGCCAGAGCCUUUGUCCGACCCUCUGGCACUGAGGAUGUGGUCAGAGUGUAUGCUGAAGCUGACACGCAGGAGAGUGUCGAUGGCUUGGCACAUCAAGUGAGUCUGGCAGUAUAUCGACUAGCUGGAGGAGUUGGAGAAGAGCCCAAGCCUUUAAAGUGAUGCUGAGUGACAUAAACACUACAUUAAUAGAUGAUUCAGAUGAUCUUCUGAUUUGAUGCCGAUGCUGCACUUCAAUGUUUGCACUUUGCCUUCAUGUUUUUAUGAACUGUGAAAAAAAUAUUUUUUUGUACUAUGAUAUUAAAGAAAAAAGAAGAAAUCUUUGAAAUCAGCAAUAAAAGAUAAUGAUAUCAUAA
Tachysurus vachellii is the source of this 2357-nucleotide messenger RNA. It is a transcript of the gene pgm3, whose product is annotated as phosphoglucomutase 3. The record is from RefSeq and is a predicted model, not a curated record. Gene Ontology annotation, biological process: hemopoiesis; UDP-N-acetylglucosamine biosynthetic process; carbohydrate metabolic process. NCBI's taxonomy places the organism in Eukaryota, Metazoa, Chordata, Actinopteri, Siluriformes, Bagridae. Gene Ontology annotation, molecular function: phosphoacetylglucosamine mutase activity; magnesium ion binding.